CUGUGGCAGCCCAGCAGCCCCUUCCACAUCAUCGAAGGCAUGGUCACUGACGUGCGAGUACCCCAGAACACGUCCCGAAGUCUGCUGCCCUACCUCCAGCAAGCAAACAUCCAGUACACAAUUCUCAUAUCAGACUUACAGAAAGCAAUAGAAAACCAAACUGGACUCAAGUCAUCCAGGAAUCGAAGGUCUCUCUCCGGGUAUAACUAUGAAGUGUAUCACUCCCUGGAAGAAAUCCAGGGUUGGAUGCAUCAUCUGAAUAAAACUCAUUCAGAUCUUGUUCAAAUGUUUUCUGUUGGAAAAUCCUAUGAAGGGAGACCACUGUUUGUACUCAAGUUAGGUAAAAGAUCACGGCCUUACAAGAAAGCUGUCUGGAUAGACUGUGGGAUUCAUGCAAGAGAGUGGAUUGGCCCUGCCUUUUGCCAGUGGUUCGUGAAAGAAGCUCUUCAGACAUACGAGACUGAUCCUGCCAUGAGAAGGAUGCUAACUCAGCUGUAUUUCUAUAUCAUGCCUGUAUUUAAUGUGGAUGGAUAUCAUUUUAGCUGGACAAAUGAUCGAUUUUGGAGAAAAACAAGAUCAAAGAACACAAGGUUUCGGUGUCAUGGUGUUGAUGCUAAUCGCAACUGGAAAGUGAAGUGGUGUGAUGAAGGUGCUUCAUUUCACCCAUGUGAUGAUACCUACUGUGGUCCCUUUCCUGAGUCUGAGCCUGAAGUAAAGGCUGUUGCUCAUUUUCUCCGCAAACAUCGGAAACAAAUAAAAGCUUAUUUGUCCUUCCACGCAUAUGCACAGAUGCUGCUGUACCCUUACUCUUACAAAUACGCAACGAUUCCAAACUUCAGCUGUGUGGAAUCAGCAGCCUAUAAUGCUGUUAACGCUCUUGAGUCAGCCUAUGGUAUAAGAUACAGAUACGGUCCUGCAUCUAGCACUUUGUAUGUGAGUUCCGGUAGCUCUAUGGACUGGGCCUACAAAAAUGGCAUCCCCUACGCAUUUGCGUUUGAGCUGCGUGACACCGGCCACUUUGGAUUUUUACUUCCCGAAACGCUGAUUAAACCAACCUGCACAGAGACCAUGCUUGCAGUUAAAAAUAUAACUCUUCAUCUGCUGAAGAAAUGUCAUUGA
Messenger RNA from Pterocles gutturalis (yellow-throated sandgrouse), 1119 nucleotides. It is a transcript of the gene CPA6, whose product is annotated as carboxypeptidase A6. Bases 40 to 1119 code for a protein of 359 amino acids. The record is from RefSeq and is a predicted model, not a curated record. The transcript is spliced from 9 exons. NCBI's taxonomy places the organism in Eukaryota, Metazoa, Chordata, Aves, Pterocliformes, Pteroclidae. Gene Ontology annotation, molecular function: zinc ion binding; metallocarboxypeptidase activity. Gene Ontology annotation, biological process: proteolysis.